AUGCCAACAUCCAACCCCGGGGAUUUUGUGUUCCUGCCUGUUUGUUUCUCGAUCGUCUGUUAUAAUGGUCUCAAAGUCAUUCAAGGCACGUCGAUCGGCGAUAACACGGUUACAUGCGGCUCCGCAGCUCAAUGUUACAACAUGAGCGCCCAAGCCGGCCAAUACCUCGAUGUCGUGAAAGCGGGCUGCUCGCUAUGGAGAUGCUUGUUCGCGAGCAACCGCUGCAUCAGCACCACCUUCCAAAAGAUCCCAAUCUCGAUGUGCUGCUGUAACACCGACCGCUGUAAUCAGGGGAAUGCCGUUGGGUUUGAA
This is a messenger RNA of Mesorhabditis spiculigera, 312 nucleotides long. NCBI's taxonomy places the organism in Eukaryota, Metazoa, Nematoda, Chromadorea, Rhabditida, Rhabditidae. The record is from the annotation of a GenBank genome assembly.